Lacerta agilis (Sand lizard) is the source of this 987-nucleotide messenger RNA. Its product is annotated as vomeronasal type-2 receptor 26-like. The record is from RefSeq and is a predicted model, not a curated record. Gene Ontology annotation, biological process: G protein-coupled receptor signaling pathway. Bases 88 to 987 code for a protein of 299 amino acids. Gene Ontology annotation, molecular function: G protein-coupled receptor activity. Lineage: Eukaryota; Metazoa; Chordata; Lepidosauria; Squamata; Lacertidae. The transcript is spliced from 2 exons. Gene Ontology annotation, cellular component: membrane.
AAUCAGAAGAAGAAAAGGGAUGGGGAGAAAUCUUGCUGCUAUGAUUGUGCUCUGUGUCCCGAAGGGAAGAUUUCUAACCAGACUGAUAUGGACGACUGUUUCAAAUGCCCAGGAGCUCAGUAUCCAAGCAAGAAUAAAAAUGAUUGCACCCCCAAAGUUUUAACCUUUCUAUCAUAUGAAGAACCUUUAGGAAUCACUUUAGCCUUAGCUGCAGUUUCUUUUUCUCUGCUCACAGCCCUCGUGUUAGGAAUAUUUAUAAAGCACAAAGAUACGCCAAUGGUGAAAGCCAACAACCGGGACCUCUCAUAUACUCUCCUCGUCUCCCUCCUGUUCUGUUUCCUUUCUUCUAUGCUAUUCCUUGGCCAACCUGGGAAAGUGACCUGCCUUCUCCGACAACCAACAUUUGGCAUCGUCUUCUCAGCGGCUGUUUCUUGUGUGCUGGCAAAGACCACCAUAGUUUCUCUUGCAUUCAUGGCUACAAAACCAGGAUCCAGAAUAAAGAAAUGGGUGGGGAGGAAAGUGUCCUAUUCAAUUGUAAUUUGCUGUUCACUCAUUCAAAUGUGGUUUUGUACUGCUUGGAUGGCAACCGCUCCUCCAUUUCCUGAUUUAGACAUGUACUCAGCAAAGGAAGAAAUCAUUGUGCAAUGUAAUGAAGGGUCAGUUGUCAUGUUCUACUGCGUCUUGGGCUACAUGGGUCUUCUGGCCAUCACCAGCUUCAUUGUGGCAUUCCUAGCCCACAAGUUGCCUGAUAGUUUUAACGAAGCCAAAUUCAUCACUUUCAGCAUGUUGGCCUUUUGCAGUGUUUGGCUGUCCUUUAUUCCAACUUACCUGAGCACCAGAGGGAAAGGCAUGGUGGCUGUGGAGAUCUUCUCCAUCUUGGCCUCCACCGCAGGGUUACUGGGUUGUAUCUUUUGCCCUAAAUGCUACAUCAUUUUGUUGCGACCAGAGCUGAAUAGGAGGGAGCAACUGAUAAGGAGAAAGCUAUGA